This is a messenger RNA of Cladophialophora psammophila CBS 110553, 1224 nucleotides long. RefSeq lists its product as uncharacterized. Gene Ontology annotation, cellular component: nucleus; DNA replication factor C complex. Gene Ontology annotation, molecular function: ATP binding; ATP hydrolysis activity; DNA binding. Lineage: Eukaryota; Fungi; Ascomycota; Eurotiomycetes; Chaetothyriales; Herpotrichiellaceae. The coding region runs from base 1 to 1224 and encodes 407 amino acids. Gene Ontology annotation, biological process: DNA-templated DNA replication; DNA repair. The record is from RefSeq and is a predicted model, not a curated record. The transcript has a single exon.
AUGGCGAACUUCUUUGAUCGCAGCCGCGCAGCUUCGAGCUCCAAAAAUCCUGCCACAAAAUCAAUCGUUGAACAUGCCCCUGCCGCGCAGCCGUGGACGGAGAAGUAUCGGCCUCGGAAUUUAGAAGAAGUAAAGAGCCAGGAACAUGCCACCGAAACACUUCGUCGUAUGGUCAACGCCUCAAACCUUCCUCACCUCCUCUGCUAUGGCCCGCCUGGAAAUGGCAAGACGUCCACAAUCCUCGCCCUCUGUCGAGAACUGUUCGGCCCAGAACUCAUGAAAACAAGAGUCCUCGAACUCAACGCCUCGGACGAACGAGGUCUCUCCGUGAUCAGAGAACGGGUGAAACAAUUCGCAUCGCUCCACCUGACACACCCUUUCUCGGAGGAAUACCGCAAGAAGUACCCGUGCCCUAACUUCAAGGUGGUUUUGUUGGACGAGGCGGACCAGCUCACGCAGGAUGCGCAGGGUGCGUUAAGACGAGUGAUGGAGAUCCACAGCGCAACCACUAGAUUCGCGCUAUGCUGCAACUACGUCUCAAGGAUAAUCGAUCCCAUAGCCUCGCGGUGUUCGAAAUUUCGAUUCAAGGCUCUCGAAGGGUCCGAAGCAGCCGCGCGUAUCCAAGAGAUUCUCAAGGCGGAGAAUGUGAGGUAUGAAGAGGGCGUCAUUGAAAGGACUCUCAAAGUGUCGGAUGGGGACCUUCGACGUGCUAUCAAUCUUCUUCAGAGUGCUGCUCGACUUGCUGGCGCUUCACCCUCAACAUCUGCCUCGAACGGCCACAAGAAAAGAGUGGUCGCAGAUGAGUCGGACGAGGAAAUGGAAGAUGUUGAUGCCGCCAAAACGGAACCAGCUCAAUCUAACAACAUGGUCAAAAUAUCAGACAUCAACGAGAUCGCAGGCACCUUUCCCCCGAAUCUCACGGACAACCUCAUCGAGAUCCUCCAAAAAGGCAGCACACGAAACUACAACGCCAUUGCGUCGGAAAUCACGAACAUCGUCGCAAGCGGGUAUGCCGCCAACGAGGUGCUUUCUGCUUUAUACUCGGCCGUUGUGCUUGGUGAGGAUGACGUAGCCGUCAACGGCAAAGAAGACGCGGCCAUGAGGAAAAAGUACAAGCUGACCGCCAUCUUUUCGGAGUUCGACAAGAAGUUAGUCGACGGGGUUGAUGAGCAUCUCGCGUUGCUUGAUAUGAGUUGUCAGGUUGCGGGAGUGCUGGCUGCCUGA